Molecule: messenger RNA, 6586 nt
Organism: Vollenhovia emeryi
Lineage: Eukaryota; Metazoa; Arthropoda; Insecta; Hymenoptera; Formicidae
Gene: GckIII
Product: serine/threonine-protein kinase 25
Exons: 10
Coding region: 1689-3752 (687 amino acids)
Biological process (GO): protein phosphorylation
Molecular function (GO): protein kinase activity; ATP binding
Source: RefSeq, a predicted model, not a curated record
AAUUCCAAUAGUAUUUCAAUCUAUUAAAUUAUUGUCAUCCUGAUUUUUCCAAAUCCGCAAUCACGAAAGUAUUUACUACAAAUUACAUAAUACUUUAUUGGAUGGCGCUUAUACUUGGCAUCUUUUUUACCCUUUUUUUAGAAAGUUUUUUUUAAGGUAUUAGAAACGCGAAAGGAAUUGAUUGUUUUAAUGUCGGUAUCCGAGCAAUUGUCUUUACAUCAGUGAAAUUCUGAACCACCUGUUAUCUUCCGAUCAGAAUUUUCCUUUUUCCCCUAGUCCGUAGACUGUCGCGUACAGUUGUUUUAGAAUAGAAAGUAGAAAGUGGAAACAAAACGCGUACAAAACGGUACAAAAUACCACAUGUGUCAUAGCUUGAUAUUGUAGAUCCUUCGUCAAAUUGCUGUUCCAUCAUGUAAUAAUUCUUUGUAAAAAUUGAGACUCUUGAAGGGAUCCUACGGCAAAGGGAAAGAAUCGUGACGAGGGGUGUUCCGGUCCUUUCAAAUUUUCACGAAACAUUCAUGGUAGAAAGUGUUGAAAUAUUUUCGAAAACGGUAUCGAAAUUGCCGCGUGGCCUUGGUGUUGUCAGCGAACGUUGAACGCUUCGCUUACGAGGUCGCCGUGCGGAGCAAAGUCACCGACAGGCAGUUGAGAUCCGCGCGUCGUAGCGUUCGGAUCGCCCUUCACAUACGUAAUUUCCUCUCGCGCAAUCAACUAACUUUUAGCGAUCGGCACGAAUAUCGAAGCGAUUAACAUUUGGUCAAGCAGGAUACGUAUUUCGCGCCGUCUGUUCGCCCGUGGGACACCAAUUCGCGUGAAGCCCACUCGAACGUGUCGUCAGAGAAAGAAAUGUCUAAUUACUAACCACUUUAUAAUCCCUUAACCGUUGGAAAAUAUUUUAACACUUUCUACCAUGAAUUUUUCAUGCAAAUUUGAAAGAAUUGGAACACCCUCGCGUUGGAAUCUCAUUAAAAGAACGAGAUCAUUUCGUUGCAAUUAAGAUACCGAGGCAAAUCGCUAACGCGCUGAAUACGGAUCGCACCACGUCCACCGGGUAUACUUUUCUCUCUCCUCGCGGUGCCCACUCCGGUGCCCCUACUCCGAUCGCCCACGGUGUCCCACGGCGAGCCAGUCUCUCCCGCGCCUUUCUUCGUGCGGCCUGCGAUCCGCGUGUCAGUUCGAAGGCAGCCGCGGACAAUAACUGACAACCGGCCGAUCCUCGGUUACCUCGCGACGUAUUCGGUUAUCCGUGGUGCAUCCGCGACACGGCCGCGAGAGCCGGGGAACGGGAAUGUGACGAUCGUAAGCGCGUGUGAGUGUAUCUGGUGAUCCGCUCCAAAGUACCGAAGGCGCGUGGCCUUCCGAUAUCAGUGAUCGAUAGUCGCGUGGGCGUGCGCAACGAUCGAUAAAUGAAAUAAAAUUGAAGAGCUCCGAGGGACACAUUUCGUAAAAGCGUCCGCGAAUCGGGAUCUCUCGGGGAAGUUAAACAAAAAGAAACUAUUUCAGCGACGAGACACAAAUGUGCGUGCGGUUCGACGAUGAGAGGUGCGCGCGUUGUGCCAAGGACCAUCGCGAUUGGACGUGCAGCGCGCUGACGUAGUUUCCUCUCGCGAGCAAUCAGCAUCGGUGUCAUCUGCAGCAGCGGCGACGCGCUGAGAAUCAAGGACGAGCCCAGCAGCAGCGUGCGAGAGAUGCGAAACGGCGGGCAAACGGCGCAGCAAACGGCGGUAAUGACGCCGCCGCAUCUCAACGGCUCGGUGCAGUUCAUAUCGGGCGGCUAUGUGACGACGGGAUAUCUGCCGCGUCAGUCCUGGACCCAAUUCCAGGCCGCGCCGCAGCAUCCGAGGAGCGGCGGCAGACCCCUGUCGCUGCCGCCGCCCCCGCCGCCCUCCCGACGCGACAGCGGCCAGCAGAGGCCUUGCAACGGCGGUCCGGCUAAUACUAAGAACACAUCCUUGCCGCAUCCCAGACCGGCGACCCACAGAAGUGCCACUCCCUCGAAGGUGGACCCCGAGCUGAUAUUUACAAAACAGGAACGAAUCGGGAAGGGUAGCUUCGGCGAGGUUUUCAAGGGCAUCGACAACAGGACCCAGCAGGUUGUUGCCAUCAAGAUCAUCGAUCUUGAAGAGGCGGAAGAUGAGAUCGAGGACAUACAGCAGGAGAUUAUGGUGCUGUCGCAGUGUGACAGCCCGUACGUCACCAAGUAUUAUGGAUCUUAUCUCAAGGGUACGAAGCUGUGGAUCAUCAUGGAGUAUCUGGGUGGCGGCUCGGCCCUGGACUUGAUGAAGGCCGGUAGCUUCGAGGAGAUGCACAUCGCCGUGAUAUUACGCGAAGUGCUCAAAGGGCUGGAUUAUCUGCACAGCGAGCGCAAGCUCCAUCGCGAUAUUAAAGCGGCGAAUGUUUUGCUGAGCGAGAUGGGCGACGUCAAGCUAGCCGACUUCGGUGUGGCCGGUCAGUUGACGAACACCACCAGUAAACGAAAUACCUUCGUCGGUACGCCGUUCUGGAUGGCACCCGAAGUCAUCAAGCAGUCUGCUUACGACUCCAAGGCUGACAUUUGGUCCCUGGGCAUAACGGCGAUCGAGCUCGCGAAAGGAGAGCCACCAAAUAGCGAGCUGCAUCCCAUGAGGGUUCUCUUCCUAAUACCCAAGAACAAUCCGCCGCAACUGACCGGGAAUUACACGAAGCAGUUCAAGGAGUUCGUCGAGGCCUGCCUCAACAAGGAUCCCGAAAACAGGCCGACGGCGAAGGAGCUGCUCAAGUUCCAGUUUAUCAGGAAGGCGAAAAAGAACUCGUACCUGAUCGACCUGAUCGACAGGUACAAAAAGUGGAAGUCACAGCGCAGCGAGGAGUCGGAGACCGAGAGCGAGAAUUCGGACUCGGAGGAAUCCAAGCAAGACAGCGACAUGGACGAGCCAUGGAUAAUGACGGUGAAAGGCCCGCACGGGGUCAAAGGAUCCGUGGUGCCUAUGCUGCCACUGGACGAGCAGCCCACAUCCCUGACCCUAACGCAUACAAACCAUAGGUCCUCCAAUCACAGCCAACCGAAUAAACCGCACGCGAACGGCGCCUCGCGAUCGCCGCCGAAGGACACGACGCUUAAUCAUUACAGAAGCGAGUCCAGGGAUUCGUUGCGCGACGGCCAAGCGAAACACACGCCUUCCCGACCACACGAAGCCGCGCCUCCACCGCCGGUGGACACGAGAGAGAAACGAGAUGAGCGGGACUAUCGUGACUCCAGCCGCGAGUCCACGCUCCGAGAGUCGAAGGAGAUGCGCGAUAGCCGCGAGAGGGAUAGAGAAGUCGUCAGGGAACGAGAACGGGACAGGGAAGGCAGAGAUCGGGAUAGAGUGAGCAGGGACUUCAACUCACGGGAGAAGAGGAGGAACAGCAAACCCGACGUGCCCAUCACUUCGAUGGCCGAUCACAGACCUGGCGAGGAUAAGCAGAGGCCCAGAAGUUCGCAGGAGCUCAAGCAUCCGCGAAGCGUCGCUCUGUCCGGCGUUGUUUUUCCUCUCCUUUCCGAGCUCCAACGAAAGCACCAGUAUUCGGCGAGAGACAAUAACGGCGAGGGCGGCAGUGGUGGCAAGAACGGCGGCGCUGUAGAAGAACUACGAAGCGCCUUCGAGUCGGCGGAACGCACGUCGCCGGGAAUGACAGAGUCCCUAAUCCGCGAACUGAUCAAAUCCCUACUCCCAUCCAAUCAUUCAGAAGGGCGCCUAUCUAUGCUAAUGGAGAAGGUUAUUUUAAGGUAAUAUUCUCGUGAGCAUACGCACCACCGCGGUGUAUUUGCGCAGGAGGAACAACGUGCUCUUCUGUUUUAGGGAUACGUAGGGACGCGAGAGGACAAAGGUCCGCAAGAGACUGUGGUCCCAGAAUAUCCUGACGUUGUAAAACCAUACGUUAUUUCUCUCGAUUAUCAAUUUACUAAUCAAUACGAGCCGAGCAUGUCGCCAAUGAGCGGCGAUUCCGAACGUGAACGUGAAGGUGCGAGGGAAAUGUGUUUGUUGCCCCGUCAUCCCGUUCCCUCCCCGCUCUUCCCCACCCUGCGCUGAUCUAUAAAGGCCGCACUACAACGAAGUCUAUCGAAGUUUUACGAAGUAGUCUACUGAACCGCCCCAUUUUCACCUGCCUACCUCGCCGUAGGGUAAAAAUACGUAGACGACGGCAGAUAAACGCGCAACGUUGUGCCAGUAUUCUUGCAGUUCCUACUCGUGUAAUUGUCAUCGAUCCUUUUCUCACCUUCUCGAUUCAACUGUCCUACAUUUACACGCUUUUCCGCGUCGAUUCGUCGCCCGAUAGUUCAUUUCAAUCACGAAUCGAUUCAUCAUUAUGGAAUUUCCAUAUUCUUUGAUUGUUUGAAUCAUCUAAUUUUCAAUAUUCAUUGCUUUAUAAUUUUUUCAAGGAAUCACGUCCACAGGAUACGACUUUAUAUUUUGUUUUAUAUCAAUAAAAAGCUGUAGCGUGACUUAAUGAAGAGCAACUCGUUAUAAGAGUACGUCGUUUUUAAAAUCUACUAGACGAAAAGAACUGUCGGUUGAUUCCAUUUUUUACUACCUUAGACAUUAAAACGUUCUUUAGUGUUAAUAGAUCAUUUACAAAGAUUGGAGAGUAAAGGAGCGUAUUCAGUUCAAUAGCUGCAAGUUUUACCUUGGACGAAAAAAAAAGGUAACGAUUUAGCGAUCCUAUGGCAAUCAGUUACGAGUAGAGAAAGGCGGAAAAUAGGCGGUAGUGCGUUUGCGAAAAAGUUGAAUCGAAACCUCCGUUACACGCGAUAGCCUAAUAAAUAUCUUAAACCUUCUUCAUGUUCGGCGUGAGCAUCGAUCUGGCGAUACGACAACAAAACAAAAUUGUACAGACUCGGCAAAACGGAUAGAUGAAAAGUAUUCGAUGACUUGGUCUUGCCUCAAUAUAGAUAGGUCCGUGGCAUGCACUAGCGAGAUAUCUCGCGCAUAGAAAACGUGAUCUGUAUAAAGAAAAGCUUUUAAUUGUACGGAGCUUUGAGAGAGCGAUACUUUUAUUGAUGUUUUUUACCGAGAGAACAUGUAUUUAAUAGAGUGUUUUGAAGAAAGAAGGUCUCGUAGUGGUCUAGCAAAAGGUACGAUGUGUUCUUUGAGUAGAUUUCCUCCCGUGGCUUCCUACGCUAGUGCAUGUUCCGAACGCGAAAGAAGAGAGCUCUAGCGCGCGCGAUGCUAGAGGAAUUGUAAAUAUGUAUGUAGCGCGAUAAGAUAGUCUUAUUGUUCUGAUCGACGUCUUUGCCAACCGGUCGCACAGCUCCGUUAAACGAUCUUGUUACGAAGAGAAAAAGAAUUCCUUUCCCUUCCCAUGGUCACAUCGUUCGUCAUUGAAGAAGAUGAUAGACGUAGGAUACAGGCAAUAAUUGCCGUUACAAAUUUAUCGAGGGCUUUUAUCGUUUUCGUGUAGUUUUCGCUUGUUGCGUAAAAAUUGCAGAUAAGCCGUUACAGUGUUUCAGAAACCGUACGCGACGUAUAUAAUAGCGUUUAAAAAUAUAUAUAAUUAAUUUCUAGUUGUGUGUGAAAACCCACUUGAAAAUGGUCGAGAAACAAUGAUAUUUUAGAACUCUAUCAUCUCCAGUAUGCGUACAUCUACGAAAGACGCUUCGAUCUUUCCACAUCGCGCCUUAAAAUAUCGCAUUGCGUCAUUAACUUAGAGUAACAAUGGGGGUCGUUUCACGUUAACGUCGUCGUUAAACUGUCUGUACAUCACCGAAUUGUACAACGCAAUUCGACAGUUGGAGCGAGAAAGCGAGACAAAAGCGCCUUUUAUAAAACUUUGAAUUCUUCGAGACAAUAGUUUGCGUGAAACGACUCGACAAUCGAUUCAGACGGAAUUUACCCACACGAGGAGGUACGAGAAGUGUUUCUUCAACUUUGAACGCGCGGUGCGUUCGAACAGCGACGACCAGAUUACAUAGAUAUAUACAUAAAUACAUAUGUGUAUGUAUAUGUGUAUACAUUACGCGGAAUUUGAGUACUGCCGUUCUUCCAGACUUAACUUGCGUUGUACACACGAGUAUUUCUCGAAUUCACCGCACUUGAUUUUCACGAUCGAGUCUGAGCUGCGAUGACUCCCGCGCAGGGCGUCGACACUUAAUCCAACGUUGUUUGUAAACUAAUGUAUUUUAUAAAAUAUAUUAUAUAUAGAGAGAGAAAAGGAAAUUCCACACGCAUACACACGAGCAUACACACAUGUACACGUGCGUAAAAAAAUAUAUAUAUAGAGAGUUCUAUAGAAAAAUGUCAUCUACGGGAUGGUCGGAGAAAAGUCUCGCUCUUCCGACAGAAUGCAAGGACCAUCCUGCAAACGGUGAUUUAAAAGAAGAUACAAAAGGGUGAUAGAGCAAGAGUGAGAAAGAAGAGGAGCGAAUUUGUGAACGAGGAUACGUCAAUUAACGGUAGAAAUCGAAAAGUGAAAUGGCAAGGAGACUUAAUUACGUUACCGCGUUACGAUUAUUGUACUAAUCUGUACGAUUUGGUUUUCUUUUUCUCUCUUUUUUUCCCCUUAAAUUUAGUUCUUUAUUUAGAUAAUUAUAUUUGCCGAGAAACGAAAAAGUGACCAUUAUAAAAAA